UCACCACGCACACUAAACCCAACCAUCUUGGGUUGGAUUCUACACCAGCCCAACUCUCAAAAUUUUAGCUCUUCCAACGUGAAACAGUUAUAUUCUUGGGGAGGAAGAAAAGAUUGAUCCUAGAAGGAAAUCAUAGCAGUGAAAGGGCUUGGGCGGCUUUUGUUUUUACUUACCUGCGCCGAACAAAUUUGAUUUGUGGAGUCAGUCAUUUUGGUGUCAAGAAAUUUCUUCGUCAUUCUACAACAGGAAUUGGGACCAUUUUGACAAUGAGUGCCCAGAGUGUUUGUUUGAGUUCUCGAUGCUUGGGUCUGGAUGAAAGCCAAGAUUAAAAAGCAUCCUGCUUUCCUGUACCGCUCUCCAGAUCAGAGAUUCUCUUGAGUUAGUGACUUGGAGACAGUUGUUCUGUGGGUGAACUUUUGGGAGCCAUUGAUCCAGAGCUCUCCUACCAGGGCCCCCAGCACUGAGAUGUUGAAGACCAGCCUUUGGAGGUUUCCAAAGUAGAUGGUGCAUCUCCCUUGGAUGGACUGCAUGAAGUAACAUUCUGCAGAUUGCUGUCAGAGGUCCUAAGAACACAAAUCCAUCUGGUUUCCAUUCCUCGUUGUUGAAUGGCGUUUGCUUCAGCAGCCCACUGAGGGCUCUUUUCCUCGGAAUUCUGAAUUUGUAACUAGGAAUCCGAGCUGGGAAGAUGCUGAGUUCCAUCAAGUGUGUGUUGGUGGGAGACUCUGCUGUGGGGAAAACCUCUCUGUUAGUGCGCUUCACCUCAGAGACCUUCCCAGAGGCCUACAAGCCCACAGUGUAUGAAAAUACAGGUGUAGACGUCUUCAUGGAUGGCAUCCAGAUCAGCCUGGGUCUCUGGGACACAGCUGGCAAUGAUGCCUUCAGGAGUAUCCGCCCUCUGUCCUACCAGCAGGCAGACGUGGUGCUGAUGUGCUACUCCGUGGCCAACCAUAGCUCCUUCCUGAACCUGAAGAACAAGUGGAUCGGUGAAGUCAGGAGCAACCUGCCCUGCACCCCAGUGCUGGUGGUGGCCACCCAGACUGACCAGCGGGAGGUGGGGCCCCACAGGGCUUCCUGCGUCAACGCCAUAGAAGGAAAGAGACUGGCCCAGGAGGUGAGAGCCAAGGGCUACCUGGAGUGUUCAGCCCUCAGCAACCGGGGGGUACAGCAGGUAUUUGAGUGUGCCGUCCGGACUGCCAUCAACCAGGCCAGGAGACGCAACAGAAGGAGGUUCUUCUCCGUUAACGAGUGCAAGAUCCUCUAAACCCCAAAGACUCCACCCAGCAGUCACUUACCGCAAAGACUAACUGGGACAGGGAGAGCAGGCAAGCCAGCAAGCGUCGAUGCUCUUUCUGGGCACGUCCUGAGCAGCCUGAAGCAGCAUGAGCAGCAGCAGGAAACCUUUCGGAUACAGUUGUUGAUGAGACUUGGCUACUGGAUGUUUUUACGAAAUACACUCUAUCAAAGAACUCUUUGCCCAUUACAGUUAGAAGAUCCCUUGGGAAACUGUAAUGAAUAUUCCACCUUCGAUUAUAAAACCAAAGUGGUCUCCAUAAUUUCGGAUAAUGAAGUGAGUUUUCCAAAGAAUUCCAUAUUUAAAGACACAUUGUAUUUAAAUAAUAACAAAAUAAAUAGCACUGGUAUAUAAUUAGUUUUCACGCUUGGGAAGUCUUUUCCUACCUACUGACAAACAGAAAUUGAUGUAUGAGUGAAACGACCUUAUAGGGCCCUGCCAUGUGUUCGUAGUGUCGGUAUUUUCAUCUGAAGUAGUAAUUUUGUUGAAAUCACUUGCCAGCUAGAUUUUAUUAGGUAAUCAAAUUUUAAAAUUACUGUAAACUGAUCCUUGCAAUUAAUUUUCCACCCACUUGUUAUUCAGAGUUGUAUAUAAAAUACAGUUCAAUGACAUAAGAUACUUUAAUACUGCCUAAUGAUUUUAAACAGCUAUCAUUAUAUGUCUCUGUAAUUAUUUUUUUUAAAAACGCAUUUCUUAUGGUUUUGCCUUUCACCCAAAGAACUCCAGUUGUGUACUAAGUAUGCUUCUGUCAUUCCCCAAAACAGAUUGAAGGAAAACCUCUCAGGUAGAGAAUCAGACUGCUCGCAGUGAUAGCAGCAGAACUUGGAAGAGACACGAGGAAGUCUUACUUUCAUUUCAGAGACCACUGCACUUUGUGCCUGCUUCUUCUGACACCGGGGUUCCUAGCUGGUCGUAGGUCUUGUGAAAGAGCAGGCUCAAAGUCUCUAUAAUUGUGAUUUAGCAAAUUUGUUAUUUGAGCUCUAAACUGAGCUGGCAUGGCAACAUAAUUCAUUAAUUUUAGGACCUCAUCAGAAUAAUUGGGAUGGUGUCUACAGGUAUAUGUAUGUAUUUAAGGGAAUUUAUAGCUUUUACUAUUUCAUGAAUAUGAAACACCUGAGUGGGAAAAAAAAAUCACAAAUUCCCAGCACAGGGAACAGGAAAACUAUACAGCAAUUGCUUAGAUAAUAAAAAUUUCCCAAGGGAAAUACUGAAUCAAUAGGGACAUCCCUCCAACCCCCAACCACCAUUCUGUCUAAUAGCUUAAAAGCAAUGGUAUUGACCAUCUGUGAAAGCUGAGAACAGAGGACUAUGUAAAUUAAGAAAUCGUGAAGGCUGGAACCCAAGCGUUUCAUUUACUCACCUAAUCAAAACCUAUAACUACUCUGAACCACGUUUAUGAAAGUACAUCAUUGGUUUGGUGUAACAUGCCAUUACACACCAAUGGUAAGGCAGUUGGCAUAAAUGACUAUGAUUAGACCUAUGCUGACAUAACCAAACUAAUUUUUCAGUUUCCUUAUGUGGUCAAUUCUUUAUAGCUAUAAUAGAUGUCAAAAUCAAAUGUGUGCUCAUCUCCACACUGCCUUCUCUUUUUCCUCUUCUCCCAUCCACAUUCAGGAAAAGGGCUGGGACCAGGGUCUGAGUCUCUGCGUCCAAGGUUCCCUCAAUCCUCUGGGGCUGACAUAUCUGCCUUCGCCCAGACAGCGCCAGCUCUCCAGUCCCACAGCUCAUCCUCAGCUCUGUGUCACCUGUGUCCCUUGACUUGAGAGCUACUAUAUCCAGCUGUCUAUGUUGGGCAUCCAGAGGGUUGGAGGGCUUCAAAGCUGGCCAGGCAGGGGAGGCGAUGGGAGCGCAUCUCCUUGUGAUAUCCCUGUUGACCCGCCUCCUCUUCUCCAACAAUUGCAAAUGGUCUUAAAUAACUUCUGCAGAUUUUCCUUCAGGGCCUGUCUAAGGUAGGCGGUAUUUAACA
Delphinapterus leucas (beluga whale) is the source of this 3257-nucleotide messenger RNA. It is a transcript of the gene RHOH, whose product is annotated as ras homolog family member H. Gene Ontology annotation, biological process: small GTPase-mediated signal transduction. Gene Ontology annotation, molecular function: GTP binding; GTPase activity. The record is from RefSeq and is a predicted model, not a curated record. NCBI's taxonomy places the organism in Eukaryota, Metazoa, Chordata, Mammalia, Artiodactyla, Monodontidae.